AUGUCGCAGUCCACUUCAAUAACAAAGUUCAGUAUUAACCGGUCCAACAGCCUUUCAGGCUCUCUCGAAGACAUCAUACCACCCAGUCAUUCCGAUAGGACCUUGGUUUUGUGUUUUGAUGGGACCGGGGACCAAUUUGACAGUGAUAACUCCAAUGUCGUGAAUUUCUUUUCUACACUGAAGAAAGAUGAUCCCAAGGAGCAAUUGGUGUAUUACCAAUCGGGCAUUGGGACAUAUGCGAUUCCUGAGGUGGCUUCGCCCAUUACUGCCAAGAUUACCAAGGUCGUUGAUAGUAUGAUUGGCAUUCACCUCGACGCUCACGUCAUGUCUGGAUAUGAGUUUCUAAUGCAGAAUUAUGAAGCCGGGGAUAAGAUUUGUUUAUUUGGGUUCUCCCGUGGGGCAUACACUGCCCGAGCGUUGGCCGGAAUGUGCACUUUCCAGGUCGGACUACUGCCUAGAGCGAAUCAUCAACAAGUGCCGUUUGCUUACAAAAUGUAUUCCCGAGAAGAUGAAACGGGAUGGAAGCAAAGCGCCGCAUUCAAAAAGGCUUUUUCUAUCGACGUUGACAUUUAUUUUCUCGGUGUUUGGGAUACCGUUGGUGCUGUAGGGAUAUUCCCUCGCCGUCUUCCUUUUACCACGUCCAACGUCCAUGUCAAGCAUUUCCGUCACGCCCUUGCUCUGGAUGAGCACCGGAUACGAUUCUUACCGGCAUUUUGGCACCGUACAUGCUCCGUGCAACAUAAAUUAGGACUGCAAAAAGGCGAGAUGCCUAGAUCCCAUUCUACUCGUGUUAAAUCGCUGAGGGAACUCGAAUCGGAGUACGAUCGUGUACAUGCCGAUACGCCGACAGACGUGGAAGAGGUGUGGUUCGCUGGGUGUCACUGCGAUGUUGGAGGAGGUGCGGUAGCCAAUGAAGUUCGGCAUAACCUCGCACGAAUACCGUUGAGGUGGAUGAUUCGGCAAUGUUUCCUAGUCAAUACGGGAAUCAUGUUCCACUGUGAGCUGUUGAAGCGUCUGGGGAUGGAACCGACGCAUCUGCAUCCCGUUGUUCCCCCUCGGCCGGCCAUGGAUACUGUUGCGAAGCCGCUUUAUGCUACCAAUGAAGAAGAAGAAGACUUGCUCGACGCGCUAUGUCCUAUAUACGACGAGCUAAAAAUAGCCCCUGGCUGGUGGAUUCUUGAACUCAUUCCUACAAAACUGCGAUAUCAGAAGGGUGAUAAUACAUGGGCGAAGGCGAUCACGAUGAAUAGAGGUCGACCUCGGCAUAUACCUAGGCAGUAUCAGGAAGGCUUCAAGGUCCACAGAACGGUCAAGCUGAGGAUGGAGGCGGAGAGUUUGGAGGGAGGUAAAUAUUUUCCGCGGCCACGAUGGUCUGUUGAGCCUACGUGGGUUGAUUGA
Guyanagaster necrorhizus is the source of this 1398-nucleotide messenger RNA. RefSeq lists its product as uncharacterized. The record is from RefSeq and is a predicted model, not a curated record. The coding region runs from base 1 to 1398 and encodes 465 amino acids. NCBI's taxonomy places the organism in Eukaryota, Fungi, Basidiomycota, Agaricomycetes, Agaricales, Physalacriaceae. The transcript has 12 exons.